Molecule: messenger RNA, 1938 nt
Organism: Mesorhabditis belari
Lineage: Eukaryota; Metazoa; Nematoda; Chromadorea; Rhabditida; Rhabditidae
Source: the annotation of a GenBank genome assembly
AUGGAGGGAGAGCUCGUACGAAAGAACAUGCCGUGGGUAGAGAAAUAUCGCCCUAGCAAACUCGAUGAGGUCGUUUCGCACGAAGAAAUUAUAAAAACAGUGAACAACUUUAUUGCGAGCAAUCGAAUCCCGCAUAUGCUUUUCUACGGCCCACCUGGGACAGGUAAAACUUCUACGAUUCAUGCGAUUGCUCGAACGAUCUACUCGGAAAAGGAGAUUCGCUCGAUGAUUCUCGAGCUCAACGCAUCUGAUGAUCGAGGAAUUGAUGUGGUCCGUGACGAUAUUAUCAUGUUUGCUCAAGCCCGUGGCCUUCACGCUCCAAGUGAUUCCUCGCGUUUUAAGCUGGUAAUUCUUGACGAAGCCGACGCAAUGACGAAAGACGCACAAAAUGCUCUGAAAAGGGUGAUUGAGAAAUACACGAAGAACGUGCGCUUUUGCAUCAUCUGUAACUAUCUUUCGUCGAUCAUUCCGGCUAUUCAAUCACGGUGUACACGAUUUCGUUUUGCUCCUUUGUCAACUGAGCAAAUUAAGCCACGUCUCGAGCAUGUGAUUCAAUCUGAGCACAUCAAUAUAACGGAUCCCGGACGCGAGGCUUUAUUGAUGCUCUGUGAGGGAGAUAUGCGUCGUGUAUUGAAUGUUCUACAGAGUACUACUAUGGCUUUUCAAGAGGUGAACGAGGACACGGUGUAUCGAUGCGUUGGCCAACCGACACCCGCUCACAUUGAAGGAAUUCUCCGAGUGCUUCUCAACGACACUAUGCAAAACGCCUAUAAAAAGUUGCAACAAGAAUGCGUUGAGCUCGGCUUUGCUCUAUCCGAUAUCGUCACCCGUUUGCAUGAUCUAGUUUUUAAGCUCGACGUCCCAUCGCAGGUUCACUGUUUACUGCUAACAGCGUUGGCGGACACGGAACGACGCCUUUCAGAGGGUGGCUCAGAUAAAGUACAACUAUCGGGUCUUUGUGCUGCUUUUGUUCAGGCAAGACAUCUAAUCGGUUUGCACGCCGACGAGCAAAAGGAUGACAUGUGGAGGCGGAUAAGUGGGGUGUCAACGAUCGCCGUCGGGUCGUUUCUCGUUGGCACUCAACUUGGAAACGAGAAUACGCUGAGGAUAUUUCGCACGGGUAUUGCCGCCACAGCUCUUCAGCCGAUGCCCGUGAAUCUCGACGUGCCGAUUGGGUCUGGUGAUAAAAUAGGUUCUUCAAUCGCUCCAUCGAGGGCAUCACAAAUUAUGCAAUAUGGAUAUCCCGGUUUCGACAAUGUUAGAACAUUCGAAGACUUUGUUCUUUCGUAUGACCGAAAAACUCGUACGGCGCAUUGGGUCUGUGAGCACCUUUCACCAGAUAGAAUGGUCUAUGAUCCAUCAGUGGAUCGAUCGAAAUGCGAUUUUCGGCCUGACACUUCGGUUCACGACUACUUUAGAUCGAAAAAUGAAGAUUACAAGGGUAGCGGAUAUGAUCGUGGACAUCUCGCUGCUGCUGGAAAUCAUCGAAGAACGCAGAAUAGUGUCGAUCAAACGUUUUUAUUAUCAAACAUGAGUCCGCAGGUUGGUCGAGGGUUCAACAGGGACAAAUGGAACGACUUGGAGAAACACGUUCGACAUCUUGCGAAGAAAGCGACAAACGUUUAUGUGAUGACAGGGCCUUUGUAUUUGCCACGAAAAGAAACAGAUGGGAAUCUGUAUGUAAAAUACAAAGUAAUCGGAAAUAAUCACGUGGCAGUGCCAACGCAUUUCUUCAAGGUGGCGCUUGUUGAAAGCUCUCCGGGUGUUUUUGAGCUUGAGGCCUACAUUUUACCGAACGAGCCGAUCCCCAACACCGUUCCGCUGGCUUCAUUCUUCGUGCCGCUUGAGAUGAUCGAACGGGGGGCUGGAUUCUUAAUCUUUGAUAAGCUACCAAAGGCAUCUAUCAAGAAAGUGAACGGAAAGAAACCAGGAUUUUGG